AUGAGCAGAAGCCCCUUUGAAAGUGAAAUUAAUGAAACGAACGAUUCAAAAUUUCCCAGCAAUGCACAAAAUUCAAUGAACACUAAGAAUUAUUUUAAUUUCGAUCCUAAUGCAUUUAAUAAAAAUGACAUGAUGAAUUAUUUUAAUGACUUUCUUCAUAAUACGAAGCACCCCUAUAUAUGUAUCGCACAUGUUUCUUUUAAAAUCCUUUCAGUAUUACUCUAUUUUAUAGGGCCUUACAUAUUUAGAAGUGAAAAAUCAAAAGAAAAUGAUUUUAUUAUAACAUUUGCAAUUACUCUUUUUUUGGUUUCGUUAGAUUUCUAUUUGGUUAAGAAUAUAACUGGGAGAUUUUUAGUGAAAAUGAUUUGGUGGAUAGAUUCUAACGAAGACUAUUCAAACAAAAUUGUUUUUCAAACAUCUGAAGAAAGCUUAUUAAAUAGUGUAAAUAAAAAGGUAUUUUGGUAUGCACUGUAUAUAAACUUUUCCAUAUGGUUAAUGCAGGCUAUCCAAAUGUUAAUGUCAUUUCAAAUUUGUUGGUUCAUGUUAUGUUUUUUAUGUGUAUUUUUGUCAUUUUGUAAUUUGUAUAAUUUCUGGAAAUGUUCUAAAGAGCAACACAAAAUUGUUGGAAAUGUUUUAAACAAUAUAAAUUUAAAUCUUAUAUAUAAAAAAUUGUUUAGCACUUAG
Messenger RNA from Plasmodium malariae, 684 nucleotides. Its product is annotated as golgi apparatus membrane protein TVP23, putative. Gene Ontology annotation, cellular component: Golgi membrane. Lineage: Eukaryota; Apicomplexa; Aconoidasida; Haemosporida; Plasmodiidae. The transcript has 3 exons. The record is from RefSeq and is a predicted model, not a curated record. Gene Ontology annotation, biological process: vesicle-mediated transport; protein secretion. The coding region runs from base 1 to 684 and encodes 227 amino acids.